GCUCAUCAAUCUUCGCAGUAAAAUAGUACCUUUUUGUGCAUUUUAUACGAAGAUAUGAUAGAUACAGAUAGUUUCUUUUUCUGAUUAGCAACACCUCUAGAAGUUCAUGACGUUGAUAUUCUUUAAGGACAGUGAAAAGAAGCAUCGCGUGGUCCUCACCAAAGGUAACUGUUAUUCUGGUUUGUUUAGUAUUAGUUUGAUGCCGUUGUUGGACCAUUUAUUACUUCGAUCGAUUGUUAAAGAUUACAUGUCCAAGAGGGUGUCGGAGGUGAAGUAUAAGAAGAAGGGGUCAGCUGUAAGUAUCUGUUUCUGUAGUACACGAGGAUGGGAGAUGCUUCGCCGCCGCCUGAAAAAGGUGGUCGGUAUGGACUACCUGGUAUUCCGAGUUACGUCGACAGGGUAAGCCAGGAGCGGAUCUAUGCAGAUAAGAUCAUCAGCGAGGAAAAAUACUUGGAGAAAUGUACUGUAUUCGUUGGGCUGGACUGGACCUAAAGAACUGCUUGGUUAGUCGUAACUGCUACUAUUACUAACUCGCAUCUCUUCAUGAUCCAUCGUCGAUCUGAAUCUGAUGGCUUGAUUGACCGCGACGCGGUGAAGCUUGACUAGUAGGUCUUUGUUCGAUUCAUCUGCCUCUCCAUUUGUUUUCAACUCGCUUUCUUAUCGCAUAGUUUUCUAUUCAGGUAAGGAAAUACACACCGGCGAUCACAAAAAGAGUCUCGGAAUACUAAAGGGUUUCGAGAUAAUCAAAUUUCCCACCUACGUUGAAGUCAGGAAAGUGUACAACGAAGAAGAGAAGGCCUCAAAACGUAUUACCCUUUUGUUUAGCUAGACAUGUCCUCAAUGCUUCUCUUUCCUCUAUUACCCGUGAGUCAGUCUCAUUACUUUUCGCUAGUCGAUGUCGACCUCCACGGACAUAUAAGUAUCGAUAUGAAUGUUACAACUUCCACAUUUUCUUUGUAAGUAGUAUGUGCUCGUGCAGAAACAAAUUUGGUCAAACUAUAUUUUCUAUUUCCUCAUCUUCUAGCGCAAUUCGUCCUGAAAGGAAGCGAAGAGAAGGCUCCGGAAUCGCGUGCGCCAAAGAAAACUGUUGAUGAACGAAUUAUGGAAGCAAGAGCGGAGUGCAAUCGGACAGCGCCUACCUACGCGUAUUUUUUUCUUCCUAGAUACUACGUGCUGGAUCACCUCAGGCAAAUUACACUGGAAUGAUGUCUACGCGUACUUUUUUUCUUCCCGCCAGACAAAGUAUAUUGGAAUGACGUCUGAAAUAUGUUACAGUACCUGUGUGUCGCCGGCAUGUUUUUGUCGUAGUUUUCGAUGCGUUGCCGUCUUCAUUUUCUUUGUCUGGACAAAGAAACUGCCGAUUCAUUCUUCAUGUUGAUAAAUAGGUACAAGUAUUUUUCGGAGAAGCAUAUGGCUACGAAGCGAGGAGGGCCGACGGCACCGAAAAAACCGCUUAGCAUGGAGGAAUUGGCUGAGUCCGCUAAAGACCUACCAAGUUUGGCAGAUGUCCUGAAAGUGCCAGAACGCGUUCCGCAUCCCAUGCCAAGUAUAGAGUCGGAUGUGGCACCCGAAGAGCCCGUCCACAGUCGAACCAUGUACUAAAAACCAGAUGACGAAGAUUAUUUUCAACUGUCGACGUGACUUCCAUAUAAUCAAUUUCCCAGCGCACUAUCAUGAUACUUACUUAACCUAUAAGCAAGGUAAUUGAAAGUCAAACAUUCUUUUGUAUCUUCAGCGCCCUACCUUGACAUUGAUUCUUGGUACGGGCUUCUACAGUUCCUUCUUCUAAGCAAAAACAAUAAUUACAAUAUAAUCCUCAGGCUCGUACAGAAUGCGGGAACACAGACGCCAAAAUAGCUGCAUGGUUUGAGCUUAUCCGGCAAAGCUGUAGUUAGCGAGCGCCUGCUUACACCGCAAGGUACCACCACCCUCGUUUUCGUUGACUCUGUUUUAGUACAUCCAUCAUAUCAACAUAGAAAAUAUUAUAUUGUUCUCCGUCCAAGUCCAUGCUGUACAUAAAAAAAUAGACGUGAUCGAUAUUAUACUGUAAACAUUGUGUUUCUACUGCUACUCUCCUCGCAUCCAUAGUAUCGUCUUUCACGACAACGUAUUCCUAUUCUGGUCAUCCAUGCUAAAGAUGUCACUGAAGCUGGAAGAGGUUCAGGAACCAAAAUUAACGCAAUCAAUGCAAGAGCAAACAUGGCAUUUGAAAUUGAAAGAUUCGGUCACCAAUGAAAUCUUCAUGUGCAUACCUGUCUGACAAUAGUUAGGGCUCGUCGAAUAGCAACUGCAUAGGGCAGUUAUUGAUACACACUUUUGGAAAAUUGAACGCUGAGACGAAAUGGUGGAAUCAAUAGGCCUGGUCAUAU
This is a messenger RNA of Amoebophrya sp. A25, 2369 nucleotides long. The record is from the annotation of a GenBank genome assembly. NCBI's taxonomy places the organism in Eukaryota, Dinophyceae, Syndiniales, Amoebophryaceae.